AUGCCGCUGGCCAUAAGGGUCGAGGCUACGGGCGGCAUGACGUGCCAGGUCGCGGGGGAGGGCAACACAUCAGGGCGAUCGACGGCAAGCGCCGCCAGCGCCAGCAACGCGGAGUGGAGCCCUCCGCGGGGCGCGCGCACCGCCAGAGAAGUCGGUGGGGGCAAUGCGAGGCGGCCGGCGGGGGCGGCCGCGGAAGGGAGGGGACGGAGCGGCGCGAGCAGCAAAGACGAGGCUCGUUUGGACGACGAGCGCCGCCUCUCGGAGCAUUCACCGGCGCACGCCGCCGACACGGCUGCGCCCGCUCCCUCGUUGCGCCAUGCGCACUCAUCCCCCUCACGCGCUCACUCCGCCGCCACAGACGACGGCGUGUCCACGCCCGUCGCCGCACCGCUGCCCCACGCGCACAGCGCCGCCAGUCCCCGCGGGAGUAGUAGCGAGUCCCGUUGGUGGAAGCACGGAGGGCCGUCGGGCGGAGGAUGGGGCCUCGGGCGCAGCUGGAGCAGCAGCGCUGUCAGCCAUCCGCGCGCCGAGGUGAAUGGCGGAGUGGGCGAUAACGCACCAAGUGGUGCGGGGAGCGGCGGCGGCGGUGGCGGAAAGGUGUGGUGGUUCGGGUACCGGCGGGGCAUCAGCGCGGACUACGACAUCGGCGACCUGGUCGGGCGCGGGCGCACGGGGGAGGUGCGCCGUGCGACGGCGCGCAAGAGCGCGCGGAAAGGGCGGCGGGGAAAGCCCGAGGAGCGGGGACCGCCGGUGGUGGUGAAGACGAUCUGCAAGGCGGAGCUCACGACGGAGGAGUCGCGCGAGGCGAUGCGGCGCGAGGUAGCGAUUCAGCGCAUGCUGCCGGCGCACGCGCACGUGGCGGCGCUCGUGGACGCGUACGAGGACCGCCGCAACGUCUACCUCGUGCUGCAGGAGUGCGAGGGCGGCGAGCUCAUGGACCUCAUGAUGGCGCGCGGGGUGGGACAUGCGGGCGAGGCGGCAGCGCGGCACGUGGUGUGGCAGGUGCUGCUGGCCCUGGCGCACUGCCACGCACACCUGGUCGUGCACCGCGACAUCAAACCCGAGAACGUGCUUCUAGCCAAGAGCAGCAGCGCCCAUGAACCCCCCCUUGUCAAGCUCAUAGACUUCGGCCUGGCGGCGCUGCUGCCGCCCCUGCCCCUCUCUGCCUGCCCUGCGCCCACCAACGCUGCCGCUGCAUGCCCUACUACUGCGCACAGUGCCACAGCAGCAGCCCCCCGCGCUCAACAGCAAGAGCAAGGACACCACCAGCAGCACCAGGCCCAGCCAAACUCGAGCCUGCCCAUCCCACCGCCCGCCCCCGCGCCCGCCCCCCCCGCCGAAGGCCUCCUCUCCUCACUGCCCCCUGUGUGUGUGGCGCUGCCGCAGCUGCACGAGCCGCUAUGGGAGCUGCUGGGAUCGCAGGACUACCUCUCCCCGGACGUGCUGCGCGCCAAGUACGGCACGCCCAGCGACCUCUUCUCCCUCGCGUCGCUGGCGUACCUGCUGCUGUGCGGCCGCCUGCCCUUCUCGCCUGUGCCGCGCUGCCUGCGCACCACCAUGCACGCUGUCGCCACGCAGCAAGCCGGGUUCACGGAGAGCGCGUGGGGGGGCGCGGGUGAAUCCGCGGGCGUGGGGAGGGAGGCGUGUGUGUCGGGGGAGGGGCGGCGCGCGGUGCAGAGCCUGAUGGCCAAGGACUCUGCCCGUCGCCCCACCGCCGCCAUCAUGCUCUGCCACCCGUGGUUCCAUGAUCUGCACAGCCUGCCCGCACUGCUCACUGCCACGCCUGCUACCAGUGCACCUGGCAGUGCGCCUGCAAGCCCUGCCACGCCCCUGGACCCCUGCGUGCCCUUGUGCCUGCUGCACGUGCUGGUGCUGCCUGCCACGCACAAGCACCACCUCCAGUCCCAGGCCUUGCAGCUGUAUAAGGACCAUGCGUGGGUGCGCGUGUAUGCGGCGGUGCAGUGCCGGCACGUGGUGGGCGUGUGGCCGGGGGACAGCACGCACGUGGAGCAGGAGGGCGAGAGCGAGAGCGUGUCCAUGUCGCACGUGCACAAGGUGCUCUCCCUCUGUGCGUGCAAGCCUCUAGCGGACUCCUUCCUCAAGCAGGUAUCACGACUGGGACUGAAACGAGCACGAGCAACGCAGUUAGAUGUGGAUCGCGCCGCAGGCGCGCCGGGAAUGGCGGAACCGGGCGUGGCGUGGGGCGGCGAGAGGGACGGCCGGGGGCGCGAGAUUCCGCAUCGGGGGGAGCAGCAGCCCGCGGGGGGCGCGGAAGGGGAGCGCGAGGCGACGUUCGAGGAGCGCGUGGCGCGCAGCAUCCUGGUGGACGAGCUGUGCGGCGCCGUGACGCCCGCCGCGCUGCAGAGCGCGCUGGGGCAGUUCGGCACGGUGCGCUCCGUGCAGAUGGUGCCCAACCUGCUUCACCCGCGCCGCUCGUCCGGCUGCGCCAUCGUGGAGCUGCACUCGCGCCACCUCGCGCUCAAGAUGCUCGCGGACAUAAGCGAGUCGAUCCUGAUCGUCGGCGCGGGGCCCCGCCCCGUGCGCGCGUACAAGGCGCGCGCCGACAUGUUCGACGGCGCGUUUGUCUUCCCCUCUGCGCUGCACGCCGCCGCGCUCCCGCAAUCCGCGCCCGCCGUUACUUCCGCCGCCGGCGCGCAGAGCUCCCCCCUUUCCGCCGCGUCCGCCCUCCCGGGGUUCCGCGUCACGGACGCUGCGGGGGAGGGCGCGGCGGGAGGGGGAGCGGACGGGGGUAGCGGGGAGGCGGGUGGCGCGGGGCAGGGGAGGUGGCGGUGGCGGCUGACUGUGAUGGAGGAGAGGCAGCGGGGGGGUGGCGGAGCGGGGGGGGUAGAGGGCGGGGUGAAGAAAGCAGGCGGAGGGGGAGGGGAGAGGGGAGUGGGGACGGUGGAGUGGCAGCGCGCGCGGAGGUGGAAGGAGGUUGCGGGCAGGCAGGCAGAGGAGAUGAAGAUGCUGACAGAGCACGUGGAGGCGGAGAAGCAGCAGGUGGGGGAGAAGCAGCGCGCGCGCAUAGAGGAGGACCUGCGGCGCCUCACACUCAUCGACCACGCCAUGGCGCCCGCGGGGGGCAUUGCACAGCUGCGCCACUUCUAUGGCAUGCCACACAUGGACUUGAGCACCAUACGAUGCGUGAUGAUGCUGCUGUCCCCUAAUGUGGUGUAUGUGGUGCUCUACAAUUCGGCCACCCCUCACAGCUCUUCCCACACCAGCGCAGCCAUGUCGUCGUCCGCGGCGCCAGACGACGAUCUCGUCUCUAGUUUCUGCGCCAUCACGGGCGCGGCGCCCGACCAGGCGCACUUCUUCCUCGACAGCAGCGCCGGCGCGCUCGACGCCGCCAUCUCCGCCUUCUACGACCACAGCGGGGACGCCGCCGCUGCCGCCGCCGCCGCCGGCGGUGCCUCCGGGGACGACAGCGACGACACCGGCAGCCGAGGCGUCGCCGCCGCCGUCGCUGCCGCGCCGCCGCGCGAUCCGCGUGCUGCUGCGGCGGCGGCGGCAGCAGCGCGUGCGGGCGGGGCGGCAGUAGGUGGCCCCACGAAUCCCGCGAUGACGUCACAGGCGAUGUUCUCCGCGGGAGGCGCGGAGGAGGGCGGCGAGGAGGUGCAGCAGCGGCAGCCGCGGGUGACUGCGCCCAUCGGGGGACCGUCAGGGGCGGGGGGGGGAACUAGCGGAAUUGGAAGAUUUGUGGGGGGAGUGGGGAAGGGGAAAGGGAGCAAGAGAACGGGGCACGGCGGGGGAGGGGGAGGCGGGCGGAUUCGGACGCUGGGGGAUAUUGGGAGACGGAGGGACGAGGAUGAGGAGGAGGACGAUGAGGAUUACGAGAAUGAGGAUGACGACGACAGAGAGGAGUAUUAUGCCGGGGGGGAGAAGAGCGGAAUAGCGGUGCAGGACCCCAACAAGCGCAGGGGGCCGGGCGGAAUGGCGGCGCGGGGGGGGGCGGGCGGGGGCGCGCUGGACGUGGACGAUAUCUUCGCGCGCGCGCAGCAGCAGGGCGCGCGCCAGGGCACCUCCGCGGACCUCGACGCGGGCGCAGGCGCAGGCGGGGGCGCGCGGAGAGACGCGGGCGCGUUCAGCGGAGUGGGGAGGACGCUGGGGGGCCCAGGCGGGGAGGGGGCAGGGGGAGGUGCGGGCGCGGAAGCAGUGACGGGGCAGGGGCAGGGGCAGGAGGAGAUGGCGGGGGAGGGCGGGCGGCGGGUGGUGCGGCACACAGUGACGUUCUACCUGAACGGGUUCACGGUGGACGAGGGGCCUCUGCGCCAGCUGCAGGACCCCGCCAACGCCGCCUUCCUCAAGAGCAUCCUGGAGCGCGGCGAGUGUCCGCGCGAGCUGCAGAGCGCGGACCCCAACGAGGACGUGGAGCUCAACCUGCUGCGCAACAACUCCCAGUGGACGCCCCCCCCAGAGCCCAAGUACGUGGCGUUCUCAGGCCAGGGCCGCACGCUGGGGGAUGCUGCUGCCGCCUCCGAUGCACAGGCGCCACCACAACCCCCUGCUGCUGCUGCACCUGCUGCCACUGGCCCCACCAACCCACAGGCCCCUGCUGGAGGUCUACAGGUGGACGAGUCCCAGCCAGUGACGUCCAUCCAGGUGCGGCUGGCGGACGGCACGCGCCUGGUGGCGCGCUUCAACCACGCACACACCGUCGCCCACAUCCGCGCCUUCAUCGACGCCGCCCGCCCGGGUGGCAGUGCCGGGCGGCGGUACUCGCUGCAGACCAUGGGGUUCCCGCCCAAGCGGCUGGAGGAUGAGAGCCAGACCAUUGCGGCCGCCGGGCUGGUCAACUCCGUGAUCGUGCAGCGGUGA
Molecule: messenger RNA, 4818 nt
Organism: Closterium sp. NIES-65
Lineage: Eukaryota; Viridiplantae; Streptophyta; Zygnematophyceae; Desmidiales; Closteriaceae
Source: the annotation of a GenBank genome assembly